AUGCAGACAUUCGGCACCUUCUUCGUUGCCAUCCUCGCCGCCACUGGCUACGCGGCCGUGGUGCCUACCAAGAUCGGUAUCCCUGAUCAGGGCACAUUCUCUGUGCGCGCAGUGCCCAACCCAGGUUUCCAGCACAGGAACGGUGCCAUCGCCCUCGCCAAGGCUUACAACAAGUUUGGCAAGGCGGCACCUGCUGAUGUUGCUGCCGCUGCCGCCAAUGCCACCGAGAGCCGUUUGUCAAAGCGUACCACCGGUUCAGCCACGACUUCCCCCGAGGCCAACGAUGUCGAGUACUUGACCCCUGUGCAGAUAGGCACGCCGGCACAGAACCUCGUUCUCGACUUCGACACUGGUUCUAGUGAUCUCUGGGUUUUCAGCACUGAGCUCCCGAGCUCUCAGGUCAACGGACAGACUCGGUAUAACCCCGCCUCUAGCUCGACCUCAUCGAAGGUUGCCGGUGCCAAAUGGUCCAUUAGCUAUGGCGAUGGUAGCAGCUCCAAUGGCGAUGUGUACCUGGACAAGGUGACCAUUGGUGGCCUUACCGUGAAGAAGCAGGCUGUUGAGGCUGCCCAGAAGGUUUCCAGCUCUUUCACCUCGGAUCCGCUCGAUGGUCUUCUGGGCCUCGCCUUCAGCUCUAUCAACACUGUUUCUCCCUCGCGGCAGUUGACCUUCUUCGACAAUGCAAAAUCCACUCUGGAUGCUCCCUUGUUCACUGCUGAUCUGAAGCACGCUGCGGAUCCAGCCGGCAAGUACAACUUUGGUUAUAUUGACAAGACCGCCUACAAGGGUGCCAUUACCUACACCAAUGUCGACAACAGCGACGGCUUCUGGUCCUUCACCUCUACCGGUUACCAGGUCGGAACUGCAGCCUUCAAGUCCUCUCCCGUCACCGGCAUUGCUGACACCGGUACCACGCUGCUCCUGCUCCCCACCUCCGUCGUCUCGGCCUACUACGCACAGGUCAGCGGCGCCAGGUACGACAGCUCGCAGGGUGGCUACGUCUUCAGCUGCAGCGCUACCCUCCCUGCCUUCACCUUUGGCGUCGAGUCUGCGCGCAUCAAGAUCCCCGGAAGCUACAUCAACUUUGCCCCCGUUGACGACUCAGGCUCUGUUUGCUUCGGCGGCAUUCAGCGCAACACGAACAUUGGCUUCUCCAUCUUCGGCGAUGUGGCUCUCAAGGCCGCUUUCGUUGUCUUCAACGGUGGUGACCUGACUCUCGGUUGGGCUUCGAAAUAA
This is a messenger RNA of Verticillium alfalfae VaMs.102, 1236 nucleotides long. RefSeq names its product endothiapepsin. Gene Ontology annotation, molecular function: aspartic-type endopeptidase activity. Gene Ontology annotation, biological process: proteolysis. NCBI's taxonomy places the organism in Eukaryota, Fungi, Ascomycota, Sordariomycetes, Glomerellales, Plectosphaerellaceae. The transcript is spliced from 2 exons. The record is from RefSeq and is a predicted model, not a curated record. The coding region runs from base 1 to 1236 and encodes 411 amino acids.